GUGUGUCUGUCUCUGACGUCAGCGCGUACUCAGAGCGUCGCGUCGUAUCGUGGUCGUGCCUGCCCUUCACAUCCGUCCACAUCCUACGAGGCUCUGCUCCCAAACGCUGCUCAACGAUGGCCCUGCUCAAGUCACACAAGGUGAUCUACUGCCUGGGGAACAUCUCCCCGUCCCUGGGAGUCCUGUCCACCCGGAACAGCUCAUGGUGGGGUGGAGUGCAGAUGGGUCCCCCCGAUCCCAUCCUGGGGGUGACCGAGGCCUUCAAGAGGGACACCAACCCCAAGAAGAUGAACCUGGGAGUCGGAGCCUACAGGGAUGACCAGGGCAAGCCCUUUGUGCUCAGCUGCGUCCGCAAGGCAGAGGCUAUUAUCACAACCAAACAGAUGGAUAAGGAGUACCUUGGCAUCGGUGGUUUGGGGGAGUUUUCCAAGUCCUGCGCCCAACUCGCUCUCGGUAAUGAUAGUGAAGUCUUGAAGAGCGGCAGGAACAUCACUGUCCAGACCAUCUCAGGAACCGGAUCUCUGCGCAUCGGAGCCAACUUUUUGGCUCGAUUCCAUGCAGGUCCACUUGACGUGUACCUGCCCAAGCCGUCCUGGGGAAACCACACCCCCAUCUUCAGAGACGCUGGUAUGCAGCUCAAAGCAUACAGAUACUAUGACCCGUCCACCUGCGGCUUUGACUUCAAAGGAGCUCUCGAUGACAUCUCUAAAAUCCCUGAGCGGAGUGUGAUCAUGUUGCAUGCUUGCGCCCACAACCCCACUGGUGUGGACCCCAAGCCUGAGCAGUGGAAGGAGAUUUCUGACAUUGUGAAGAAAAGAAACCUGCUGGUGUUUUUCGACAUGGCCUAUCAGGGCUUUGCAAGUGGAGACAUCGAUCGUGAUGCAUGGGCUGUUCGUUACUUCAUCGAGCAGGGCCACAACAUCGUGCUGUCCCAGUCCUUCGCCAAGAACAUGGGCCUCUAUGGUGAGCGUGUGGGUGGCUUCACUGUGGUGUGUAACGACGCAGAGGAGGCAAAGAAGGUGGAGUCUCAACUUAAGAUCCUCAUCAGGCCCAUUUACUCCAACCCACCAAUGAAUGGCGCUAGAAUUGCAGCAACCAUUCUCAAUACACCAGAUCUGCGCUCACUGUGGCUGGAGGAGGUUCAUGGUAUGGCUAACCGCAUCAUCAAGAUGAGAGAGCAGCUGGUGGCUGGUCUGAAAAAGGAGGGCUCCUCCCAAAACUGGCAGCACGUCAUCGACCAGAUCGGGAUGUUCUGCUUCACAGGCCUCAAACCCGACCAGGUUGAGCGCCUGACAAAGGAGUUUUCUGUGUACAUGACCAAGGAUGGCAGGAUUUCAAUGGCAGGCGUGACCUCUGGGAAUGUGGGCUACCUGGCACAGGGCAUCCAUGCGGUCACCAAGUAGAGUGGAUCCUGUCGGGAGAGCUACAUAAUCAAAGCAGCAGUGUUAAUGAGGAGCAUUGCACGUCACUUAUUCUCUGUCUCCUUCAUUCCACAGUUUAGAAAUGAGCUCAAUGUUUAGUUAGACUUUUUCUCAAUUGGAUUUCAUCAUGAGUUCAACUUGCUGCUGAAAAAAUUAUUACAUUUCUGGUUAACUUAGUUUUUUAACAUUUCACUGAACAGACACCCCAAAUUGUAAAAGACAUAUUUUGGCCCACUACUAACAGAUAAUUUAUGCUUAUUUAUUAUGUGGAAUCAACUGUUGGCUGUGCAUUAGCGUCCUCCUUAAUGUGUGCUGUUCCUCUGCACUGGGCCCACUCACUAUAAAACAUCAAGAAACCAACAUCGCGGUAAUGUUAAACUGUGCAUUCAUUUCAUGCACAACUUUAGAUUUCGGUUGCUCUUUGAAAGCCUGUUGAGAAUGUGACUUCCUUUUUUUCUUAAAAUAUAUUGGUGGAGUCGUAGCACUUUAUAAGUUGAAAGGCACUGUUUUAAAGAUGAGACGGGCAUUCUGUUUUUAUUUGUCAAUCAAGUAAUCCAUUCACUAUCAGGCUAAUCUGCAGUUCUCCAUCUGAACUAAUCAAUCAUCCAGUAAUUUCCUCCUUAUCUUUGUCUGGAAUUUUCCUAGCGUUCUGUCUUGUAUUCACAACUUUUUCAGUGGGAUUUUGAAACAUCUUUGAGUUUCAAUCUAGUUGGUUGCAGGGCAGAAGUCCCUUUUUAUUUCCUAAAAAUAAACAAGCACACAAGCCAAACACUGUUAAACUUAAGCGAUCAGUACUUAAUUUCACAAUGGAGAUUUUUUUCCCCCCAUAUUCCACCAAAGCCCCAAAACUCAAAGCCCAGUUAUUUGAAUCAUACAGUCUUUCUGUGGUUAGUAAAAAUGAGUAGCGUAUGUGAUUCUGGUGAACUCCGGACAGUUCAUGAAGACAUAUGCUUCUGCUGCUCAUUCACAGACAUCACGUGUAUGUGUACAGUAUAUGAAUCUGUUCAUCAUCAGGAAAUGUGGGGUUUGCCCCCCAGCCUUCUCAUACUUCUGAAACCUCUGGCACUACGCCUCCAUGUUUUACAUUCUGUCAUAAUAAAAGGAUCAUUGGACAUGCAUCUUAUUGAACAAACAAUAAAAGAAUAUAGAAGAAUGA
This is a messenger RNA of Anoplopoma fimbria (sablefish), 2577 nucleotides long. RefSeq names its product glutamic-oxaloacetic transaminase 2b, mitochondrial (gene got2b). The record is from RefSeq and is a predicted model, not a curated record. Gene Ontology annotation, cellular component: mitochondrion. NCBI's taxonomy places the organism in Eukaryota, Metazoa, Chordata, Actinopteri, Perciformes, Anoplopomatidae. Gene Ontology annotation, biological process: biosynthetic process; L-aspartate catabolic process. The coding region runs from base 117 to 1403 and encodes 428 amino acids. Gene Ontology annotation, molecular function: pyridoxal phosphate binding; L-aspartate:2-oxoglutarate transaminase activity. The transcript has 10 exons.